AUUUUAAAACUUAUGUAAUGUUAAGUGUAUCUGGAUGAAAUCGAAAUAUGAACAAACCUAAGAAAUUUGAUACUGUAAAGAAAUUGUCAUCAUUAUUCAAGCUUGAUCCAUGUAUAGGAUCUGAUGGAUUGUUGAGAAUUGGGGAGGACUGAAAGAUUCAAGUUUGCCCGGAGAAUUGAAGCAUCCUGUUAUAUUGCCCAAGUCUCAUCAUAUUACAACUCUGAUAACCAAGCAUUAUCAUGAACUCGUGAAACAUCAAGGACGUGGAAUUACACUCAAUGAAAUAAGAUCUGCUGGAUUUUGGAUAGUUUCUGGCAUUGCUGCUGUCUCAAGUUUCAUACAUCACUGCACAAAAUGUAGGAGACUUAGAGGAACAUUUCAAGAACAGAAAAUGGCUGAUUUACCAAAAGACAGAAUGGAUGAUAGUCCAUGUUUUUCAUUUUGUGCUACAGAUUUAUUUGGCCCCUUCAUUAUCAAAGAAAGGAGAAAAGAACUCAAGAGAUAUGGAGUUUUAUUUACAUGUAUGGCAUCGCGUGCUGUUCGUGUUGAAAUCGCCCCAAGUUUAGAAACCGACAGCUUUAUAAAUGCUCUAAGAAGAUUUAUUUGCAGAAAUGGGCCAAUCAGACAACUGAGAUGUGACCGUGGAACCAACAUGGUUGGAGCAUCAAGAGAAUUAAAAGAGGGUCUACAGGCAAUGAAUCAUUCAAAAAUUCAAGAAGUUUUACUUCGAGAAAAUUGUGAUUAUUUCCCAUUCAAGUUCAAUGUCAGCGCUGCAAGUUAUCAGGGAGGUGUUUGGGAACGUCAAAUUCGUAGUAUUAGAGCAGUUCUUUCAUCCAUCCUGGAAAAGAAUGGAAGGCAACUAGAUGAGGAUUCUCUUCGCACUCUGAUGGCAGAGGCUGAAGCAGUUGUCAAUGGACGUCCUCUAGUUGUGGAUAAUUUGUCAUGUCCUGAUUCACCACUGCCUCUGACGCCUAAUCAUUUGUUGACUGCGAAGACAAGACUUGUAUUACCACCACCAGGUGUAUUUGGAAGGGAAGAUUUGUACUCGCGUAAAAGAUGGAGGAGAGUACAGCAUUUAGCCAAUGAAUUUUGGAUUCGAUUUCGUAAAGAAUAUUUACAAUCACUCCAAGUUCGUCAAAAGUGGAACAAAGUUCAACGUGACCUCAAAAUUGGUGAUAUUGUCAUAGUCGUUGACGAAAAUACACCAAGAAAUCAGUGGAAGAUGGCAAGAAUUGUUGAUGUCUAUCCCGAUGCAGAUGGUCAUGUUCGAAGAGUUCGAGUUCACAUAGGAGAUUCAACACUCGAUGAGAGAGGAAAGCGUAUAAAGGAUGUUCUCUUUCUUGAUCGUCCAAUCCAAAAGUUGAUUCUUUUCUUGGAGAGUGGAGAUACGGGAGAAGAUUCCCGACGAGGGAGCCAGAAAUAGACAUUGUGAAAUUGUAAUUUUAUUUUAGUAUAGAAAUAGCAUUUCUAGGGGAGCCAUGUAAAUGAUGGCUCAGCCGUCAUUUUAUUUAUUGCCCUUUGUCGCCUCAUUGUGGUACUUUAGAUUGUUGCGCAAGUUUGUCUCGUGGUUGCGCCAUUUUCAGGAUUUUGUUGAACAGGCUGACAGGGUUUGUGCUUCUCUGAUUUGGUCUAAUAUAUUAUUCUUUUCCAUACAGUUAAGAUUGUUUAAAUGUUAAAUAUUGAAGUACCUGCUUGUUUGUGAUAUUAUUAGCCGAAAAAAUCGUUUACACACUUCUUCAAUUCAUUGAGACUUUAUAUUGGAACAUUUCAUCAGUCCACUGAGACACUAUUUUGGAACGCUUCAUAACAUCUAAGUUAUUUCAUUUGGUCAUUUUUGAACACGAUUUGGAAGUAACAUCAAAA
Styela clava is the source of this 1863-nucleotide messenger RNA. Lineage: Eukaryota; Metazoa; Chordata; Ascidiacea; Stolidobranchia; Styelidae. The record is from RefSeq and is a predicted model, not a curated record.